This is a messenger RNA of Thunnus maccoyii (southern bluefin tuna), 2328 nucleotides long. RefSeq names its product G protein-coupled receptor 78a (gene gpr78a). Gene Ontology annotation, biological process: adenylate cyclase-activating G protein-coupled receptor signaling pathway. Gene Ontology annotation, cellular component: membrane. Bases 174 to 1205 code for a protein of 343 amino acids. The transcript has 3 exons. The record is from RefSeq and is a predicted model, not a curated record. NCBI's taxonomy places the organism in Eukaryota, Metazoa, Chordata, Actinopteri, Scombriformes, Scombridae. Gene Ontology annotation, molecular function: G protein-coupled receptor activity.
UUUCAGCACACUGGACAGCUCUCUCCGCGUGUCUCGUGCUCACCAGAGCGCUUCUGGCAUGUGCGCUGGGAAUACGACCAUCAGUCACAGCUGGUGGAAGGCACGACCAGAGACCAUGGCGGACUCGCCACAGCAUCCUUCCUACAGCUGCUGAUAAAGCCGAGCCUCAAGAGAUGAGCAUCCCGGAGUUCCUACUGGAAGUGUCCAUCGUGGUGAUAGCUGUUGUCUCGUUGUUGACAAACUUGUCAGUGCUGUUAUGUUUCACCCAGAGCGCCGACUUAAGGUCCCAUGUGCCCGGAAUCUUCGUCCUAAACCUCUCCUUCUCCAACAUCCUCCUCUCUCUCAUCAACAUGCCCGCCACUUUUCUCGGGGUAACCAAACGCACAAAGCCCUUCGGGGACUUGUUCUGUCAAGCCGUCAGUUUUGCCGAGACUUUCCUCACCAUUAACACCAUGCUGAGCAUGGCCGCGCUGAGCAUGGACAGGUGGAUAGCGGUGGUGUUUCCCCUCAACUACUCCAGCAAGAUGCGCUACAGGGAUGCUUUUCUGAUCGUGGGGUACUCCUGGCUGCAGUCUCUCACCUUCUCUCUGACUCAGCUGCUGAUGGACUGGGGAGGUUACAGUCACACCUAUGCCACAUGUACCGUGCACCUGGCCGGGGAGGAGAGGACGCAGCUGGCCGCCUAUGCGACCUUCACAGCGCUGUUCCACUGCAGCAGCUUUGCGCUCUGCCUCCUCGUCCUGUGCUUCGCGUACCUCAAAGUUUUGAGGGUGGCCAAGUCCCACUGCAAGAGGAUAGAUGUCAUCACAGUGCAGACUCUGCUUCUGCUAGUUGAUAUUCACCCCAGUGUGAAGGAGAGGUGUCUAUCGGAACAGAAGAAGAGGAGGCAGCGAGCCACUAAAAAGAUUUGCAUCUUCAUCGGUUCCUUCCUCCUCUGCUUUUCACCCUAUGUUAUAACAAGGUUGGUGGAGUUGUUGCCCUCCGUGCACAUCCCCCGGUACUGGGGCAUUGCCACCAAAUGUCUGUGCUAUGCCAAGGCUUCCAGUGACCCGUUUGUCUACUGUCUGCUGCGGCAGCAGUACAGGAAGGUCCUGGUUAGUGUCAUCAGUCGGGUUAUGAAACAGAAUCAGUACUCACUGUCUGUCCACAGCACAAGCAGCACAUUGGACACCACAGAGGACCACUGUGUUGCCAGAAUAGCCUGAGCUCAAUGCACAACUAUUUUAAAUUACGCAACACCUGCAUCCCUUCUGCAGAAAGGUCAGAGGUCAGAAGCAGCCCUGUAGAUGGAAGGGAGUCAGUGCCUUGCUCAAGGACACUUUAAUAGAGGGCUGGACCACAUGACUCUUUCAGCCACAGUGCUGUCCACUGGGAGGACUGCGAAGGACACAUAACAAUAAAUCUGAACACACUGGCCUCUGAUGAGUGCUAAAGGCCUUUUCAGACUCUGUUGUUUCCAGAGGGCUCGUCAGUUUGUCUGCUGAGGCAUUGCCAAGGAUAACUCCACAUGAAAUCCACCACACAAUAUUUAUUACUAUCAUCACUGUAGAUGUAUAUUUGAAGUAACAUUGACUUUGUGAGGAGGUGUUCUUCAUGUCUGUAAUGUAAGUCUGAUGACAUAUUUUGAAGCUAAUAUUAAAGUUUGUGUUAAUGACUUUUUUAACACAUAGAGUGUAAAAAGUGAAGUGUCAGUAUGUGUGAAGAUAUUAUACCACAGCAAAAACACAGAUUAAAGAAUAAACUCCACUGCCACAAACGCAAUAUGACUCCACUAUAUAAGUACAAACGGCAAGUCAUAAUUAGAUUGUGGGAAUAUUGUGUUACUGUUAGGUAAUUUACCUAGCAGUUAAAGACCUGUGGUUCCCAACCUUUUUGUCUUGGAUCCCUGAUUACACGUUAUGACCUUAAUGUGAACAUGGGGUAUGUGCAUUUCAAAUAUUUUUUCUCAGAUUUGUCUCAAUUGAAGGAUGCCUGAGGAGAUGAAUGUAUGCAGGAUUUCACAAAAAAUAUAACAAAAAUCAGAAUAAAACCAUUUUCUGCAUAAGAUUCUUUUCUUCCUUAUUGCUUUAAUCAUCUUAUGACCCUUUAGACUUUUGGAGGGUCGUGACCCCAGGCUGGGAACCACAGCUAAGGACACAUUAUAAAUCUUCGCAACAGCCUAAUGAUAUAUAUAUAUAUGAGUAUUAUAACAAUGCAGCAACGAGGACAUGAAGGUUGAUGAUUUUUCACAGACGGAGGGUGCAGAGAUCUACCGUAUUUUUGCAUUUAUUGGCGAACAGGCUCAGAAGCCCUAUUAUGUCAAACAAUACAGACAUGAAUUUCUCUCAG